CAUACCUUAGCACACCCUUGUGUCCGUGCCUGUCAUUGUGCCUUUUAGCAAUCAUAAGCUGGGAGCUUACCUGCUAGGUAAGCCAAUGCCGAUGCCUGGAAUAUUGCUGUCCGGACCACCAGGCUGUGGCAAGACUAAAUUGGCUCAUGCUAUUGCCAAUGAAACUAGCUAUACCUUCCACAAGAUUUCAGCCCCCUCACUCGUCUCCAGCUUCACAGGUGGAUCUGAAGACAUGAUAAGAAGGCUGUUUCAUAAAGCUCAUCAGACUGCUCCGUCAGUUGUGUUUAUUGAUGAGAUUGAUGUGAUUGCUUCCAAAAGAGAGGAUUUAAAAGCAGCGGAGCAGAGGAUUGUGGCACAACUUCUGACCUGCAUGGACAACGUGAAUUCAAAAUCUGGCUGUGUUAUUGUGAUUGGAGCUACCAAUAGGCCUGAUGCCAUUGACCCUGCUCUAAGGAGGCCAGGGCGUUUUGACCUUGAGUUUGUCUUAGGCGCUCCGGAUGAAAAGGCCAGGUUCCACAUUCUUUCUCUGCUUCUAAAACAUCCAAGACUUGAAGGUUCGUUUGAUCUUCAUAAACUAGCCAGGGCUACAUCAGGGUUUGUUGGAGCUGAUUUGGAAACACUGGUCAUCAAGGCUGUCAAGAUUGCUGAGAAUAGGAUUGUAAACAACAACAAGGCUGAUAGGUCUAUAUAUGCGCCUGAAGAAAUGAAAAACUACUCCAUCUCUAUGAAUGAUUUUGAGGAAGCAGUUCAAGCUAUUCAGCCUUCUUUAAAAAGAGAAGGAUUCAAUGCAAUUCCUGAUGUGAAAUUGGAGGAUGUUGGUGGGCAGGAUUCAUUAAAGCAGGAAUUUCUUGAAUUUAAAUACCCUUCAUUCUAUGAGGGAGACGACUUAGAGACAGGUGUUCUGCUCUACGGACCUCCAGGAUGUGGUAAAACACUGAUAGCAAAGGCCGUUGCUAAUGAGGCUGGUGCUAGUUUCAUUCACAUUAAGGGCCCUGAACUUUUGAAUAAAUAUGUUGGAGAAAGUGAGCUACAACUUCGGACAAUAUUUAGCCGUGCAAGGAUGUGUUCGCCAUGUAUACUUUUCUUUGAUGAGGUGGACUCUAUAACAACUAAUAAGGAGAGCGAAGGGUCAUGGGUUGUUCAGCGGCUAUUGAAGCAGUUUCUUAUAGAAUUUGAUGGUGGAGAGAAGCGGCAAGGUGUAUUUAUAAUUGGUGCCACUAAUAGACCCGAUCAAAUGGACCCUGCUAUGUUACGGUCCGGAAGGUUCGGUAAACAAAUACUUGUUUCCCUGCCCGAUAAAGACGAGCGUGGUUCAAUCUUGAAAGCUCUUGCAAGGAAAAAACAUAUAGAUCCCAGCGUAGAUCUGUGUGAGAUUGCACAAGGAUGUGAAAACUUCAGUGGAGCUGAUCUUGCUAUGCUGAUGAGUAGAGCUUCUAAGCUUUCUAAAGCUGAGACAUUUGAGGAAUUUAUAGCAACUGGUGGGAGUUCAGAUGCACCACCACCAUCGAUUAUCAACAAUAUUCACUUUGAGCAAGCACGAGCUACAAUCACACCAUUAUCCAUCGAGAAAAUUCGUUGGUACCAGACUUUUGGAGAGGAAGAACAAAAGACUCCCCGUGAACACUGUGUUAAAGGAUUCAUGGACUUCGCGGCACCAAGAAGUUGAGUUAUGAGCGUCCUGUGGAAGAGAUUUUAACUGUCAGAGAAGGCCUAAAGCACUGGAAAUGAAACAUAAGACUCAGCAGAACAAGAAAUUAUGAGAGGGAAACAAAUUUUUGGACGGUGUUUUUAAUUUUAACAUUUAAGUUGUGUCCUGUACUUCAAUUUUUAUGUAGAAUUUGAUGAUGUUGAGCAUGAUAUACUCUGCCAAUGGCAUUACUCAUUGUCAUCUAUACAAAGAAAGCUAUUUCUUAGCUGAA
Messenger RNA from Rosa rugosa (rugosa rose), 1919 nucleotides. Its product is annotated as cell division control protein 48 homolog C-like. Gene Ontology annotation, molecular function: ATP hydrolysis activity; ATP binding; RNA binding. The transcript has 10 exons. Bases 86 to 1666 code for a protein of 526 amino acids. Gene Ontology annotation, biological process: ribosome biogenesis. The record is from RefSeq and is a predicted model, not a curated record. Gene Ontology annotation, cellular component: nucleus. NCBI's taxonomy places the organism in Eukaryota, Viridiplantae, Streptophyta, Magnoliopsida, Rosales, Rosaceae.